Paramecium primaurelia is the source of this 204-nucleotide messenger RNA. The record is from the annotation of a GenBank genome assembly. Lineage: Eukaryota; Ciliophora; Oligohymenophorea; Peniculida; Parameciidae.
AUGUAUGAAGAAUAGAUUAUUGAUGAUGUUAAUUUUAAACAAGAGUAUGAUAAUUUCAAUACUAAUGACUUAUAAAAAGAAAUCAUAAUACUCAAAAAUAAAGAAUCAUCUAUAAAAUAAAAAAUGAAAUUGUUAAAUAAUUCAUAUGAAUUAUAAGUUUCUUAAUAAAAACAAAAAGAACUAUAAUUUAUAAUAAAUAGAUGA